This is a messenger RNA of Cuscuta europaea, 1644 nucleotides long. The record is from the annotation of a GenBank genome assembly. Lineage: Eukaryota; Viridiplantae; Streptophyta; Magnoliopsida; Solanales; Convolvulaceae.
UUGGAUCAAAUGAUCAAUUAUUCUUAAUUAAACCGACCAAAUCGGACAUAACCCGGCCAAACCAAAAACUCAUAUCAGCUUAAACCCUAAGUUAAACCCCGAACUCACAAGCAUUUCCCAGACAGAGCGCGCCAGGGUGCGAGGGGUAUGGAGAUUGACAGAGCUGAUGGCCGAACGGCGAACCAGCUCAGACAGCUGGCUUGCUCCCGUGGCAUCCUCAACCGCGCCCAUGGCUCCGCCAGUUGGUCCCAAGGAGAGACGCAAGUUCUGGCUGCAGUGUAUGGGCCCAAGGCCGGGACAAAAAAGAACGAAAACCCAGAAAAGGCGUGCAUUGAAGUCAUCUGGAAACCGAAAACAGGGCAGAUAGGGAAGCAGGAAAAAGAGAAUGAGAUGAUAGUGAAGAGGACAGUGCAGAGCAUUUGCCUUUUGAGUGUUCAUCCAAAUACUACAACAUCAGUUAUCAUUCAGGUUGUUAAUGAUGAUGGAGCACUUCUUCCAUGCGCAAUUAAUGCAGCGUGUGCUGCUCUUGUAGAUGCAGGGAUUCCUUUGAAGCACCUAGCUGUUGCAAUUUGUUGCUGCUUGACAGAGAGUAAAAACGUUCUACUUGAUCCUAACACAUCGGAAGAGAAGCAAAUGAAGGCAUCUGUAUAUCUAGUCUUCCCAAACUCCCUUCAUUCAAUUCUCCCCAAAGAAGAAUCAUCACAGAUGACGGGAGGUGGUGAACCGUUGGAAUAUGGGAUUAUAACAUCUGUAACGCAUGGCACAUUGAAAGUUGAGGAUUACCUUCGGUGUUUGAAGCGAGGGCGGGCUGCCAGCUCCAAGUUAUCUGAUUAUUUGAGAAGAAGCUUCCAGCCAAACUGAACCAUCUUCUAAACUGGUCAGAGGCCGAGGGUGUCACCCAACUAAUGAUGGUGGCAAAUGCAAAUAAUGGUUUCAUUCAUCAUGUUUAGGGUAAGGAUUGACAGUAGAAGAAGAUAAGACAGCGGCCUUGAGUUGUUUAUGUUUGGGAUAAGGGUCAGAUAGGGUCUCGAACUUGGGAAAAAAUGUCAAAUAAGGCCAUAUUUAGGAUGCUCGGUCCGGCUGAUGCCAUUUGGGGCGGUUUCCGGUGGAAUUUUUUGAUGAUUUUUUUUGAGAAUCUUAUUCAUUAAGUCUAGUUUAUUCAUAUCAAAUUUGAACUAAAACUUCAAUUGAGAAGAAAUGCAUUCAAAUGAAUUCUUGAAGAUAACUGCUCUUUUAACUACGCAUUUAUCUUCAAGAAUUCAUUUGUAUGCCUUUCCGAUUGAAGUUUUAGUUCAAAUUUGAUAUGAGUAAACUAGACUUAAUGAAUAAGAUUCUAAAAAAAUUUCAUCAAAAAUUUCCAUCGGGAACCGUCCCAAAUGGCGUCGGCCGGACAGAGCAUCCUAAAUAUGGCCUUAUUUGACAUUUUUUCUCAAGUUUGAGGCCCUAUCUGACCCUUAUCCCUUUAUGUUUCCUUUGAAGUCUGAUCUUUUGUUUUUAUAGUUAUGUUAAAAAGGUUAUUUUCUUUUUGUUCCUUAACAGUAUACACCCCUGAACUCUUUUAGAGGCUGGAAUUUGUUGUAAUUUUGAACCACUAACAUGAUGUUUUUUAAAAUAUUUUUAGUUUCAUUACUCCAUCCAUCCCGG